AUGGUGACGUGGAGUAUGGUGGGGAGGGUGAGGGGUGUGGUGGUUGGCGGGAGGUUUUGUUGCCGUGGUAAUAGAAUUGACCUGGAUCUAAAUUUGCAACGAAAGAAUUCUUCCACAGUAACAGGGCCGGACCAUUUCUCGACUGCAACAUUCCAAAGCUUUAUGAAAUUUGUGGAGGCAGGAUGUGCAGAAGCGAUAAAGACGGGCAUUCAUUGGAGACAGGGUGACCGGCUGCGGAGGGCUUCCAUUCGCGACAAGCGGACUCCCUCGCCAUCCUAAAUAUGGAGAGAAAAAGACAACCUACUCCAAACCUGCUUCUUUUCACCGGCUAUAUUCAAACUAUACAACGGCCAACCGGCGGUGGAAUGCGUUGAAACCACACACUCGUUGGUUUAUUUCGACCGAUUCCAUGCCCGAAAUACAGAUAAAUAAAAACAUA
Molecule: messenger RNA, 439 nt
Organism: Nezara viridula (southern green stink bug)
Lineage: Eukaryota; Metazoa; Arthropoda; Insecta; Hemiptera; Pentatomidae
Source: the annotation of a GenBank genome assembly